UUUAGUAAAGAUAAAUUAGAAAAAAAUACCUUAGGUAAUAUGAUGAAAGAAAUUGCACAUGCUUCUGGUAUUAAUGUUGAUGAUCAAAAAAUUACUAAUCAUUCAGGAAGAAGAACAGCUAUUCAACUUUUAUCAGAUCUUAAUGUCAAUGAGCAUGAAAUGAUGCAAUUUUCAGAUCACCGCUCAACUAAUGGACUACGUACUUAUAAAAAUCCUAAUGAUCAACAACGGCUUAAAAAUUUUACUUUGUUACUUAAUGCAAUUCAAGAAUCUCUAAUUAUACAACAAGAAUCUCAAAUUAUAUAUCAAGAAUCUCAAGUUAUGCAACAUGAAUCUCAAGUUAUGCAACAAGAAUCUCCA
This is a messenger RNA of Dentiscutata heterogama, 360 nucleotides long. NCBI's taxonomy places the organism in Eukaryota, Fungi, Glomeromycota, Glomeromycetes, Diversisporales, Gigasporaceae. The record is from the annotation of a GenBank genome assembly.